This is a messenger RNA of Rhinocladiella mackenziei CBS 650.93, 996 nucleotides long. RefSeq lists its product as uncharacterized. The coding region runs from base 1 to 996 and encodes 331 amino acids. The transcript has 2 exons. NCBI's taxonomy places the organism in Eukaryota, Fungi, Ascomycota, Eurotiomycetes, Chaetothyriales, Herpotrichiellaceae. The record is from RefSeq and is a predicted model, not a curated record.
AUGGCGCAGAAGUGCGUGCACAAAGGGUGUGGAAAGGUGUUCACCGAUCCAGAGGAGGAAUGUGUGUAUCAUCCCGGUCCUCCAGAAUUUCAUGAAGGACAGAAAGGCUGGAAGUGCUGCAAGCCCCGCGUCCUGACCUUUGACGAGUUCCUCGCCAUUCCACCUUGCACCACGGGCAAGCACUCGGCCGUUGACGACACGCCUGCUCCAGCACCGAAUCCUGGCGUCGCGGAUGCCGCCAACAUCAUAUCUGCAGCGCCGAUACCCGCCCCUGUCCCCGUCACACGACCUCUAGGACCUAGCCUGGCUGCUGCCCGACAACCCACCCCUUCAACGACACCGAAGCCAGAACCUCCCGAAGACGAAUCUGAUGAUCCAGAGGCUGAGUUUCCCCCAGGUGCAUCAUGCAAAAGACGAGGUUGUGGCAAGUCGCGGGACGAUAAAAUCCCUCGCGAACAUGAGGAGUGCAUAUAUCACCCUGGUGUCCCUCUAUUCCACGAAGGGAGCAAGGGCUGGACGUGUUGCAAGAGGCGGGUGCUCGAGUUUGACGAGUUCAUGAAGAUAGAAGGCUGCAAGAAGCGCAAGAAACAUUGCUAUGUCGGGAAGAAGAAAAGCACAGACGGCCAAGGUGCGAGGACGCAGCAGGGCCAGGAGGAACUACUCGCGGAUGUGCGGAAUGACUUCUACCAGACUCCCUCGAGCGUGAUCGUCAGUUUCUACCUGAAGAAAAUCGACAAGGAUAGAGCCAAAGUGGACUUUAAAGAGAGUGGGCUGGAAAUCGAUCUCGACCUCCCGACAAGCGACGGCAAGCGAUACACGAAGACGAUUCCGCUGUUUGCACAGAUUGAGCCGGACAAAUCCCAAUUCAAGAUCAUGGGCACUAAGCUUGAGAUGGUCCUGUUCAAGAAUGAUGCCACCAUUAGUUGGUCCACACUCCGGAGUGAUGAAAAGGGAACGGGCGAGAGGAUUCAACUAGGGAGAGCUGGCAGGGCAUAA